This is a messenger RNA of Fusarium coffeatum, 933 nucleotides long. RefSeq lists its product as uncharacterized. Gene Ontology annotation, molecular function: zinc ion binding. The record is from RefSeq and is a predicted model, not a curated record. NCBI's taxonomy places the organism in Eukaryota, Fungi, Ascomycota, Sordariomycetes, Hypocreales, Nectriaceae. Gene Ontology annotation, cellular component: cytoplasm. Bases 1 to 933 code for a protein of 310 amino acids. The transcript has a single exon.
AUGGCGUCAUCAAAUACUCCAGAAGCUCAAGAUACCAGCUACGUCGAGAUGGACGACAAGAACGAGGCCACUCUGAUUGGCAAGCACUGCGAAUACGACUACUGCAACCAACUCGACUUCCUACCCUUUUUCUGCCAGUCCUGCCGAAGGACAUUCUGUCUCGAUCAUCGAACCGAAACUUCACAUGCAUGCGCAAACCCUGGCGCUUGGGCGGAGCGAAAGCGACUUAGAGAGCUCUCGCAGCCAUCUAUCGGUCAAGGAAGGGUCCUACGGGACAAGGUGUCCCAGAAGCCUUGUUCAUCGCCUGAAUGCAAGACCACAAUCGGAACAUCUUUGACGCCUGGUGUACACUGCCAAACAUGCAAUCGAGAUUACUGCUUAAAGCAUCGUCUUAAGGAAGACCAUGACUGCAGCAACUUGGUACCCAUUGGAGCCCGACCUAUGCAAUUUGACGUCGGUCAGAAGACAAGGUCAGCAUUCGAUAAACUACGCGCAUGGGGUACAGCGAAGAAGGAACAAGCAGGUAGAGCGCUGCCAAAACCGAAACCAACGUCAGCCUCCGCGCGAAUUGCUGCAGUGAACAAUCUCAAGAAGACAGCUAAAGGCGAUGCCAAGACCCCUGUCGAAAAGAGGGUGUACGUGUACGUGGAAGCCGAGGCGGAGACAGCCAAGGCCAAGUUCCCCAAGGGGGAGUUCUUCUACAACAAGGAUUGGGUUGUAGGCCGAGUGCUGGAUGCUGCAGCAAGAAGUCUGCAAGUACAGAACAUAAACAACCAAAGUUCUGACGAGAAAGAUAAGCUACGCGUGUUUCACGUAGAGGGAGGCAGAAUUUUGGAGUAUAAUGAGAAAGUUGGGACUGCGUUGCAGAGUGGAAAUACUGUGGUUUUAUUGCGUGGCGUUGGGCCAGCUACCCCAGACCUGAUUGAAGCAUGA